Rana temporaria (common frog) is the source of this 1786-nucleotide messenger RNA. RefSeq names its product neuronal cell adhesion molecule-like. The record is from RefSeq and is a predicted model, not a curated record. Gene Ontology annotation, molecular function: protein binding. NCBI's taxonomy places the organism in Eukaryota, Metazoa, Chordata, Amphibia, Anura, Ranidae. The transcript has 13 exons. Bases 181 to 1707 code for a protein of 508 amino acids.
AAACCCAUAUUGAAUGGAGAAAAGAUAACACCAAGGAUAAUAGAAGAUGAUGACGGUGACAAGUAUUUUAUUGAAGACUAUAUUCUCAGCAUAGCGAAUGUGCAAGAAGGUGACCAGGCAAAUUAUGCGUGUGUUGUUCAUAGUGAACUGGAUUCAGUGAGCAGAUCUGCUCGUUUAAUCAUGCUCGAUUUACCAGAGCCUCCUUACAACUUGGAACUCGCCACAUUUCAAGAUACAAGUGUGACUUUAAGCUGGACCCCAGGAAAUGAUAACAAUAGCCCCAUUGGCGAGUUCAUCAUAGAGUUUGAGGAAGAUAAUUUUGAACCUGGAAUAUGGCAUGAACUAAAACGGGUUGGUGGAACUGAAAACUCAGCAUACCUGGACCUUUCUCCUUAUGUAAAUUACCAGUUUCGAGUUAUUGCAGUGAAUGAGCUGGGACCAAGCAAUGGAAGCAAGCCGUCAGACCGCAUUAGGACACCAGAAGCAGCACCUUUAAACAACCCUAUUGAUGUUCGGGGAGAAGGUACUAAACCCAAUAACAUGAAAAUAACAUGGAAGCCUAUGAGAGGAAUUGAAUGGAAUGGACCUGGUUUUGCUUACCUUGUGAAGUGGAGAAGGCAGAAACAGAAUGAAGAAUGGAAGGAGAAGAUUCUCACAGAGCCUUAUGUCUUUGUAGAAGAUACCAAUACAUUUGUGCCUUAUGAUAUCAAAGUCCAGGCUGUAAAUGAGCUUGGGGAAGGCCCGGAGCCUAAAGCUGUCACUGGAUACUCUGGAGAAGACUAUCCCCAAAGUAUCCCUGAGAAUGUUGGUUUAGAAGCUGUUAAUGACAGUACAAUAAAAGUGGCAUGGUUGCCUGUACAGAAAGAAGGAUUAAACGGUCACCUGAAAGGAUUUGUGGUCCAAUAUGCUGCUCAGAAUGAGAGGCAUACACAUAAGAUAACUGUGUAUGGUAAUGUUACUCAUGCAAACAUCAACAGCCUAAAGCCUUUUACCAACUACUCCGUCACAGUUCAUGUGCUCAACGGUAAAGGUGAAGGCUCAGAAAGUGAGACAAAGACCAUCAGAACGGAAGAAGGAGUUCCCAGCCCACCUUCUGGAUUACGUAUUGAACGGCUGUCUGACACAUCUCUUGCACUGUUUUGGGGACCUCCUGAACAUCCCAAUGGAAUCCUUACAGGCUACAAGAUUUCUCAUCACUUAGUGAAUAAGGAUCAUACUGACUCAUUUGUACUGCAAACCAUCAAUGAUCCAACUCAACAAAACUGGACAUUUCACAACAUGAGUGCCAAGGAUACCUACAAAUUCUAUGUGUAUGCCAAAAACUCUGUUAAAGAAAGUUUACCUGCCAAGAUAGAGGGCAGCACAAUGAAAGAGCUAGAGUUUCCACCAGUCCUAAACAUUACCGUUUUCAGCACAGAAAAGUAUAUCUGCUUUAAAUGGAGGCCGUUGGAUGGACUGAGAAAUGGUGAAAUUAGAGUGCAGAUAAAGAAUAAGAGCAAUGACCAAUGGUAUCUCCAUGCUAUUGUCAAUGCAUCGGAUGCGGAGUACAAGCUUCUUGAACUGAAAUCAGGACAGAAUUAUCACAUCCGUCUUUUGGCCCUAAACUACAGUGGCUUUGAGGAGAUCUGGAUAAAUGAAGUGCAUACUCCACUAGCUUUAGACGUUAGUCAUAAAGGAUUCGCUACAGAGGGCUGUUUAUUGGGCUGAUAAGUGCUAUUGUACUGCUGCUGCUUAUCCUUCUCAUCCUGUGCUUCAUCAAACGCAGCAAAGGGGGCAAGUACUCAGG